UCUCAUUACCACACACACUCAGAGAAAGAGUUUAAAGGGAUGAACGCCAGCCGAGGACAUGAGGAUUAAUCUUUACACGCUCACCACCAUCUAGAAGAACAUUUACACCACAACCAGAACCAGAACCAGAACCGGUCCACUGAUCUGUUGAACAGAGGAGCACCAUGGGCUGUGUGGGCUCUAAGAAGGAGUCGGAGCCUCUCAGCAAGGUGUCGGGGAGCGAGAACCAGCAGAACCGAGCUCAGACGGCCCACUACGUCAAAGACCCCACAGCAGGGAGCUCCGGGAACAAAGCUAGCAAGAUGCCGUCCAUCGGUAAGAAUGCAGACGGAGAGAGCAUCGCCAUGGCUCUGUACGACUACGAGGCCAUCCACGACGGAGACCUCGGCUUCAAGAAGGGAGACAAACUCAGAAUCCUAGAGGAGUCGGGGGAGUGGUGGAGGGCGAUGCUCAUCAGUUCUGGUCAGGAAGGAUUCAUCCCCAGUAACUAUGUGGCCAAAGACACUCUGGAGGCUGAAGAGUGGUUCUUUAAAGGCGUCAGCAGGAAAGAUGCUGAGAGACAGCUGCUGGCUCCUGGGAACAAGGUGGGCUCCUUCAUGAUCCGGGACAGUGAGACCACCCAGGGCAGCUACUCUCUGUCUGUGAGGGACGGCGACGCCCACUCCAGUGACACGGUGAAACAUUAUAAGAUCCGGAUGUUGGACAACGGAGGAUUCUACAUCUCUCCCAGGAACACCUUCAUCAACCUGCAGGAGCUGGUGGCACAUUACAAGAAGCAGGGAGACGGCCUCUGCCAGACCCUGACCCACCCCUGCCUCAGCCCCAAACCAGAGAAGCCCUGGGAGAAAGACGCCUGGGAGAUCCCCAGGUCCUCCCUCAAACUGGAGAAGAAGCUGGGAGCCGGCCAGUUCGGAGAAGUCUGGAUGGCGACGUACAAUAAACACACCAAGGUGGCGGUGAAGACCAUGAAGCCUGGCAGCAUGUCGGUGGAGGCCUUCAUGGGCGAAGCCAACCUGAUGAAGAGCCUCCAGCACGACAAACUGGUGCGCCUCAACGCCGUGGUCACCAUCGAGGAGCCCAUCUACAUCAUCACAGAGUUCAUGGAGAAAGGUUCUUUAUUAGACUUCUUAAAGAGUGAUGAAGGAAACCGUGUUCAGCUACCAAAGCUCAUCGACUUCUCUGCUCAGACGGCGGAGGGCAUGGCCUACAUCGAGCAGAGGAACUACAUCCACAGAGACCUGAGAGCUGCCAACAUCCUGGUCAACAAAGCUUUAGUCUGCAAGAUCGCUGACUUUGGCCUCGCUCGCAUCAUCGAAGACAACGAGUACACGGCCAGAGAAGGAGCCAAGUUCCCCAUCAAGUGGACGGCUCCGGAGGCCAUCAACUACGGAUCCUUCACCAUCAAAUCUGACGUCUGGUCCUUCGGCAUCCUGCUGACGGAGAUCAUCAGCUACGGACGCACGCCAUACCCAGGGAUGACCAACCCCGAGGUGAUCCGGUCUCUGGAGAAAGGGUACAGGAUGCAGCGUCUGGAGAGCUGCCCCACCGAACUCUAUGAGAUCAUGCUGGAGUGCUGGAAGAACAAGCCUGAGGAGCGCCCCACCUUCGACUACCUGCAGAGCGUCCUGGAGGACUUCUACACCGCCACAGAGAGCCAGUACCAGCAGCAGCCCUAG
Centropristis striata (black sea bass) is the source of this 1676-nucleotide messenger RNA. It is a transcript of the gene hck, whose product is annotated as HCK proto-oncogene, Src family tyrosine kinase. The transcript has 13 exons. The record is from RefSeq and is a predicted model, not a curated record. Gene Ontology annotation, biological process: protein phosphorylation; cell differentiation; innate immune response. The coding region runs from base 165 to 1676 and encodes 503 amino acids. Gene Ontology annotation, molecular function: signaling receptor binding; non-membrane spanning protein tyrosine kinase activity; ATP binding. Lineage: Eukaryota; Metazoa; Chordata; Actinopteri; Perciformes; Serranidae. Gene Ontology annotation, cellular component: extrinsic component of cytoplasmic side of plasma membrane.